GAGAGCUUUGGGAUUGCGCUUCAGAAGCUUCUUGAAACCCAUUCUUCCCCGAGCCGAUAUAUUUGCAGCAGCAGCAGAAGAAGAAAGCAAUUCGGCUCAUCACGAUGGCUCAAAGCCUCCAUACAACUUCAACACGCGACUUGAGCUCGCUCCAACCUUUAGCCUCUUUCUAUAGCCAGAACAGACGAAGAAUCGUCAAUGCUAUUCCUUCUCCAUUUUCCAGUUUUUCACGGUUGUCCACUAGGUGUGCUGUUCGUUUCCGGCCUUGCAUUGAUAUACACAAGGGGAAAGUGAAACAGAUUGUUGGGUCAACCCUUCUGGAUUCUAAGGAGGAUGGGUCGAUUCUCGUGACCAAUUUUGAAUCAGAUAAGUCAGCCGCUGUGUUUGCGAAUUUAUACAAAGAAGAUGGACUUGCAGGUGGUCAUGUCAUCAUGCUUGGAGCAGAUCCUUUGAGUAAAAGUGCAGCCAUCGAAGCAUUGCGUGCUUAUCCUGGCGGUUUGCAAGUUGGAGGCGGGAUCAAUUCUGAAAAUUCUUUGAGUUACAUACAGGAAGGAGCUUGCCAUGUCAUUGUCACAUCAUAUGUAUUCAGCAAUGGACAAAUGGAUCUUGAAAGGCUUAAAGACCUUGUUCGUGUUGUUGGAAAGCAGAGGCUUGUCUUGGACCUUAGCUGCAGAGGGAAGGAAGGCAAAUAUGCAAUUGUGACUGAUAGAUGGCAGAAGUUUACUGAUGUAUAUCUUGAUGGCAAAAUACUGGAGUUUCUAGCCAGCUAUGCAGACGAGUUUCUGGUCCAUGGUGUUGAUGUUGAAGGGAAAAAGCUGGGAAUUGAUGAUGAACUUGUGGCAUUGCUUGGGAAGCAAUCACCGAUUCCAGUGACUUAUGCUGGUGGUGUGACCGGAAUGGCUGAUCUCGAAAGGAUUAAGGAGGCAGGGAUGGGACGUGUGGAUGUUACCGUGGGCAGCGCUUUGGAUAUAUUUGGGGGCAACUUGGCUUACAAAGACGUUGUUGCUUGGCAUUCCCAGCAGGAGGCUUUUACAGUUUAGUUCCUUCAGUUGUUUCGUUUGCGUAUUCUUCGCUUCCGUGUUUAGCUUCUACGGUCUCAUAAGCUUUGUAUGCCAAGAGAAUUCGGUUGUAACUGACGAGAGAGAUCAUCCCCUCCCCACUCACUACUCUCUGUUCCUAAUCUAUCAAAAAUUAGUAAGUUGAAAGAGAUUAGUGUAGCAAGAUUUAGAAAAAAAAAAAACAAAUAGAAGAGAGAACUGUUGGGAAUGUAUGUAUGUAUGUAUGUAUUUAUAUAUUUACUCACACACUCCCUAACAAGUAAACUAGGUUAUCUAUCAAUGAAAAUUUUUUAUAAAAGUAAA
This is a messenger RNA of Juglans regia (Persian walnut), 1361 nucleotides long. Its product is annotated as 1-(5-phosphoribosyl)-5-[(5-phosphoribosylamino)methylideneamino] imidazole-4-carboxamide isomerase, chloroplastic-like. Gene Ontology annotation, cellular component: cytoplasm. The coding region runs from base 105 to 1040 and encodes 311 amino acids. Gene Ontology annotation, biological process: L-histidine biosynthetic process; L-tryptophan biosynthetic process. The record is from RefSeq and is a predicted model, not a curated record. The transcript is spliced from 9 exons. Lineage: Eukaryota; Viridiplantae; Streptophyta; Magnoliopsida; Fagales; Juglandaceae. Gene Ontology annotation, molecular function: 1-(5-phosphoribosyl)-5-[(5-phosphoribosylamino)methylideneamino]imidazole-4-carboxamide isomerase activity.